This is a messenger RNA of Pochonia chlamydosporia 170, 4083 nucleotides long. RefSeq names its product ankyrin repeat-containing domain-containing protein. The transcript has a single exon. Gene Ontology annotation, molecular function: protein binding. NCBI's taxonomy places the organism in Eukaryota, Fungi, Ascomycota, Sordariomycetes, Hypocreales, Clavicipitaceae. The record is from RefSeq and is a predicted model, not a curated record. Bases 1 to 4083 code for a protein of 1360 amino acids.
AUGUUUCCCGCUCUCUCUGCUCUCCUGGUUGUCAUCCCGGCUGUCCGCGCAGCAGAUAGCUGGGAUGACUUCUCGAGUAACCUUGCAACUGAUUUGGCACCCUUCCUUUCCCUUUUCGGCGAGCAAAUCACCAAGCAGUAUCUAAGCGAGAGCAUAACCUUGUUAGAUUACUUCAUUUUUGCUAUGGCUCCGAUGGGAAUCCUAACGGCCGUAGUAUCCGCUAUUCGGGUCUGCGGCAGCCCUUCGUUGCGUGCUUUCAUCGGCAGGGCUCAGGAAGGGGCGGGAAAUGCUGAAGCCGAAUUGUGCUCUUCCACUAGCCGGGAUGUAUGUGAGCUGUAUAACAAUGGAGGUAUAGCCCGGGUCUUUGGGCGCCCCAAGAUUCUCGAGGUCGUGCAUGAUAUGAAUCCUGCGAAGCAGGAUUUUGCUGACAACGGAACGGCGGGAUUAUAUACAUUUCGAGAAUACGUCAACAGAAAAGACCAGGACGAGUGGCAAGGACAGUCUUUGCAUGAGGUCGACGAAUCCGGCCGAGACAUGGACCUCUUUGCCCCCAAUCUGUCUCUCAAUGUCGGCAUCAAAAGGCAACCUCCGGCUGUGUUUUGGGCGGUAGCUAUUCUUGGACUGCUUCUACAAUCCACUGUUUUGGCCUUCGCCGUCGUCGUCACGUACUUCCUGCGUUGGGAAAAGGACAAGAGUCAGCCAGCAUCAUACGCUUGUCCCUUGACUAUCCUAGGAACUAUACUCGUCUGUGGUGGCAUCUUUCUAUGCGCCUUUCUGGUCGGACAGAGCACAGAUGAGCAGAGAUUUUAUAGGAACCGGGACACCAAGGCUGGGCAAGCAGCAGGGACGAACAAUCGGACACAGUCUUGCAUAUAUUGGGUCCAGCCCGGAAGACAGGUUCUUGGGGACCAGGUUUUUGAUGCGUUUUGUUGCAGCGACAGCAAAAACCCACUGCAGGAGUACAUUGCCUCCUGGAAGAAGCGAUCUCAGAGUUGGUCGAAAAAUGCGGAACUGGCCGUCUGGGCAGCUGUUGCUAUCACCGUUACUGGCUUCAUUCUGCAGUUUAUCGGCCUGCGUGGCAUUCAUUCUGCAGUGUCCAUGUUCCAGCUUGGCGCCAUAAUGAUUAUGAGUGCCUUUCGGGCUGCGCUUCGCAUGCAGCGGCUGAAGCCAGAGGACAAUUACUUUCGCACCUGUCCAGAUGAGAUAGUUGGGCAUGAGCUUGACUGGCUGGCUUUGCGAAUCGGCCGAGAGGGUAUUCAGAAGGAUGAGAGUUCUGUGUCUUCACCCACCUCCAGAUCAACGUCGUCUGCCGGAUAUUCCACGCCGACAACAGACUCUCACUACUUUUGGAAAUACACUGGCUUACCCAAAGCUGGCAACAGAAUCACUCUAGAUCCCCCAAACGUUUCUGUACUCCCAUGUGCUGCUGGUAAGCUGUUGGCCUAUCGCAGUCGUCUCGCACAGCUGACCCAAUCAUCACCCACGCAGACAAAGGCUGUGACAUCUGCCACAAGCCUCGAACCUGGGAUGGUCACUGUGCGCCAAGAGGCCCAACGGUUGCGGCUAGCUAUAGAGUCUGUCAUCAACACAAUAUACUCAACCGCCGGACUUAUCAAGCAAGAAAAGAGGACGGCGAGGCGUUUGAGCUGGCAGAUCAAUGUGGCCGUCCCUGAUAACUUGUCGGAAUUGCAGUCCAUAAACCUGCUGUUUGUUAGGGACGAUUCAGAUGCACCUUGGAAAAUGCAAGACAAGUUCGCCGUAGAGGGUCUACUUGGGUUAUGGCUUUGGUCCUUGAAGUCGGACCCAGUUGUGGAGAUCGAAGACCGGCAGAACAACUUCACCAUGUCCAGGGCAGUUGAGAUUCCGGCACGGCGUAUCGUAGCAACUGAUAUAAACCUUCAAGCGGACCUGAGACUAUGGCUCGGAGGUGACGCGAGCAACCUCACCGAGGAGAUGCUGCGCUUAUCCCGUCCCAACUGUGACAAUCCGAGCACCAUAUGGCAAAAGAGCGGCGAACAAUAUUUGUCUUUCGUUGGCAACAAAUUGCCCGAGCAACUCGAUUCGCAGAUAAUUCGAUUCUUUGGCUGGCACGCGGUGGAUAUCCCACGUACAGAGGGUUCCAACUCGUACAGAAUCUGGACAGCAACCACCAAUAACCCGCUCUUGUCUCUUUGUUCCCAGGAGAUAUUGGCAUCGUUCAUUGCAAGUAUUCUAGUCAUUGCGGAUGAUGUAGGCGGCAUUGACAUCCAAGAUUCUGAAACUCGCCAUUUACGUUUGAAAAACACCUUAGUAUCUGAACUGACAGGAGUCUUCACCGAGACACAAAUAGGAUCGAAAGAAGAUGCACUUCUCUGCAUAUUGCCCUCCAUCCUACAUAGACUGAGCCUUUCGUCCACAGAAGGUGCUCUGCUAGCUGCAAGGAAGGCCGCAGACGACCAUCGGAAGCGUCAUGAGUGGAAGAAAGCCGAAGUUCUGCUGAGGUGGGUUUGGAGAAAUUCCAUCCAAUCUCAUGCCAGAGUGAAUAGCGAUGUCGCUCAAUUUACACCUCGCGCAGCCACUGCACUGGGCGAGUUGUAUCGUUGGGCGCUAUGUGGAAACGAGACAAAGGAGUUUGGCUUUGCCGGGUUCAAAUGGCUUCGACAGCAGAAAGGUGACAACGACGGAAUACUAUCUGAAGCCACUGGAACCGUCAUAGAUCGAUACACCGAGAUCGCAGAGCAGUUUGGCCAACAGCGAACCAAUCCUAUACGUGCUGGGCUUCAUAUGGCCCUCAGAGAAGGGGAAACAGCUACCUUGCUGCAACUGACCCAGCCGUCCUCAUUGACUAUGGAAGCAAAGGGACAGGCUCUGUGCAAAGCUUCAGAGCAAGGCUGGCCUGAAGUUGUCCUGGCGUUGCUCGAAUUAGGAGCAGAACCGGACUUCAAGAAUGAGGCUGAAGGUUCGAGGACGGCACUAUCCUUUGCCGCACAAAACGGCAACCUGGAAGUUGUCAAGGAGUUAAUAAGCCGGCAGGCGUUUCCAAACUCAGCAGAUGCCGCACAUAGAACUCCAUUAUCCUACGCAUGUGAGAGGGGGCAUAGUCAUAUAGUUAAGAUGUUGUUAGCAGAUCAACGUGUCGAUUCGGAUGCUACAGACACUGACGGAAACACCGCUCUAUCAUUUGCCUCGAAAUAUGGACAUGACGAAGUCGUCCUGCUGCUGGUCCGAACCGGAAGAGUCAAUCCAUACGUGGAAAACGCGUCUGGAAAGUCAGCGCUGCAACUAGCCUUGGAGAAGAAUGAUCUGUCCAUCGUUCAGUUACUUCUCAAGACCGAUAAAACAAACGAAAAUCCGGCAAACAAGAGUCCAGAUGCAGCACUCCGCUGGGCAGCCGAGAAUGGUCACGAGGGAAUAGUACGGUUGCUGCUCCAAAAAACAACGCUGAGCGUCAAUUUGGACACAACAGAUAAACAUGGAUGGACGCCGCUAUUGUUAGCGGUGAGGAGUGGAAAUGUAACAAUUAUCAAACUGCUCCUUGACGCUGGGGCUUCGCCAGAUGUGCGGACUGAAGCAGAGGAGACAAUACUGCAUUUGGCGGCAAGGAAUGGAGACGGCACAAUCUUUGAGAUAUUACUUCGCACCAAAGGUGUUGAGCUCAAGAAUGCAAGAGAUGGCCAGGAGAGAACGCCCUUAUGGGUAGCGGCGCAAGGUGGCCACGUGAAGAUUGUUGAGCUACUUCUUGGUACCGUGGCUGAGAACGACGCAAGAAACAGAUUCAAACAAACGCCGCUACGAAUGGCAGCACAACAUGGCCACUGCGCCGUUGUCAAGAUGCUGCUUGAGAGUAAUUGUGAACCAGAUGCCAGAGACUGCAAUGAACGGACACCACUGUGGACAGCGGCGAGGAACGGACACGAGCAGAUUGUUGAACUUUUGCUCCAGACUCACAAGGUUGACCCGGAUGCAAUUGACAUAGCUGGGCAUACACCGCUUUGGGCAGCAGCUGAGAAUGGCCACAAGAUUAUCAUGUCGCUUCUUUCCGAGACUGGGAAAGUUGAGCUGGAUUAUAGCAAAAGACGGCUACGAACUGCAAAACGGGACUGA